This is a messenger RNA of Neopelma chrysocephalum (saffron-crested tyrant-manakin), 710 nucleotides long. RefSeq names its product zinc finger protein 586-like. The transcript has a single exon. The record is from RefSeq and is a predicted model, not a curated record. NCBI's taxonomy places the organism in Eukaryota, Metazoa, Chordata, Aves, Passeriformes, Pipridae. Bases 1 to 699 code for a protein of 232 amino acids.
AUGGUUCCUGAGCAGCCUCCCAGCAGGCAGAAGCCCUUCAGGUGCUUGGAAUGUGGGAAGAGCUUCAGGAAGAGCACCAACCUCCUCAAGCACCAGCACAUCCACACUGGGGAACGUCCCUACACUUGUAGGGAAUGUGGGAAGAACUUCAACCAGAGCUCCACCCUGAUCCGACACCAGCUCAUCCACACUGGGGAACGUCCCUACACAUGUGGGGAAUGUGGGAAGAGCUUCAGGCACAACUCCAGCCUCUGCAAACACCAGCGCAUCCACACUGGGGAAUGGCCCUACAUGUGUGGGGAAUGUGGGAAGAGCUUCAGGUACAGCUCCGACCUGAUCCAACACCAGCGCAUCCACACUGGGGAACGGCCCUACACGUGUGGGGAAUGUGGGAAGAGCUUCAGGAACAGCUCCCAUCUCUGUGCCCACCAGCUCAUUCACACUGGAGAACGGCCCUACACGUGUGGGGAAUGUGGGAAGAGGUUUCCGACCAGCUCCAGUCUCCUCCUGCAUGAGCGGACACACACGGAUGAGAGGCCCUUCCGCUGCACCGACUGUGGGAAGGGUUUCAAGCAGAACUCCCACCUCGUCACCCACCGUCGCAUCCACACCAGGGAGAGGCCCUACAAGUGUGGGGAGUGUGGGAAGAGCUUCACCCAGAGCUCUAACUUGACCAGACACCAACAGACCCACCAGUAAGGGAAGUCCUA